This is a messenger RNA of Cotesia congregata, 1933 nucleotides long. Lineage: Eukaryota; Metazoa; Arthropoda; Insecta; Hymenoptera; Braconidae. The record is from the annotation of a GenBank genome assembly.
AUGAGGUCAGUAAGAAUGGACAUGUCUAGAGAUGAAUGCAGAAAAUGUUUAAGAUGUUUAGAAUUGGAUGCUUACGGUAACAUGGUGUCGGUUUUGAGAGCACAAGGUUCAUUUACGGAGGAUAAAAAACGGCUGCUUGAAGAAUUGGCUAAGGUACUUCAUAUUUCUAAUGAAAGACAUCGGGCCGAAGUGAGACGAGCUGUUAAUGAUGAAAAAUUGUCUUACAUCGCAGAGCAAUUAAAUGGUCCAAACACGUGGACGGACUGGGCCAUUGAGGGAAGAAGGAUGAUACCAUUGUUGCCAAGAUUAAAAGCACACACGGCGUUUACUGAACUGGCGAAUAGUUUAUCUCUGGUGCUGGCAGCUGCUAAUGAAAAAAAAGCACCUGUUCAAAAAAACGAGUCGAUAGUCAAUACUAAUAUAAUAGUUAAUAAAACAGAAGAAUGUAAAGAAGUUAAAAAAGAUGACUUGCCUUUAGAAAAUUCAACGACAAAUUUACCUAAAACCCGAGGAAGAAAAAGAAAAAAACCUCUCAUUGAUCCUCCACCCAAUAAAAAAUUACAAAGUGAUGCCUGUGUUAAUGAUAAUAAUGUUAAUUGUUUAAGACAAUCACCGCCAUUGCCAGCUACUUCUAAGGUAAAAGUAACUGAAAACACACAGCCGCUAUUAACAAAAGAAUGCCUAGUAAAUUCCAGUCUAACAACGUGUACUGAUACUCCGGUGACGAGUAGCGAAGAGAAUAAUGCUAUUUCGAACUCGAGUAAUGUUAACGAGAUACCUCAAACUAAAACUGCCAUUGAUAAGUGUGAUGUAGAAUUAAAAGUAGACGAAUGUAUUAAUCAUGAUAAAUCGAACGACCCUCCGACCAUUGAUAAAACUGAACCUGUAGUUGAGAAACCUGAGACGUUAGCUAACUCGAAGGAUAGUUCUCCAAUAAAUUCUGUUGGUAAUGCUAAGCGAGUCGCUAAUGUUGUAGAAAAUACGGCUUCUUUAAGUGGUCCUGGUCCGCCACAGAUUAACUCUAAGGUUGCGUUUAAGAAACUGCCAAUUGAUAUGCUCAAUCAUCAAUCUAUUACAAAAGUGGGUAUUACUUUAAAUUCUAAUAAUACAAUUAAUAUAAGUGCAUUUCCUAAUGCAAGAUUAGGCUCCAAGACAAAUGUUAUUGUACAAAAAGGUUCUGCUCAAGAUGUUAAAAUAACUCGCGGUGGGAAGGCCUAAAAUUAAUUAAAAAAUUAGAAGUUAAUUAGAGAAAUAAUUAUAAUAAUAAAUACGUUGUUUUAAUUUAUAGGCAGCGAUAGGUAAAGUUAUAAUGGGAAGUGAGAAUCUUAGUCUAGCAGCUAAAACAGCAGCCGCGUUAUUACCACAUAGACUGGCUAGCAACGGUGAUAAAAAAUUAAAUAUAGUGCCAAUUAAACAUUCAUCACACAUAGACAUUAAAUCAAAUAGCAAGUUAGGUAGUAUGGUUGUGCUGGAUAUUCCCCAGGAUGUACCUGAAGAAAAAUCGAUAUCUAAUGCUCUUGAGAGUGAUCAAAAUCAUAAAAAUGAUACUCCUGACACACUUACCUCAGACAAGACUGUUUUAUUAACCAAUCAGGUUAAUAGUAGCCUAGACAAUCAUAGUGAAUUUGAUAGUCUUAAAAAUGUUACUGAGAAUAGUGAAAGUGUAGAGCCGUCAAAUAUUUUACAAGAUUCAUGUCAAGAAAUCGUUAUGAUUACGGAGGAAUUGGUUGAGACGCAAGUCCUCGAUGGUCAAACGGAAAUUUACAAUUUUGAGUCGACAGAAGACAGUGUCUGCGAAAUUCAAACUGAAGACAAUUCUGAGGUAGCUGAGAUAUUUAAUACGGUGCUUGAAUCGACGGAAGUAAUUGAAAGUUUUGACUUCACUGACAGUGAAGAACAUAAAUUAUUAAAAAUAAAUGACAAUGAAAUGUAA